This is a messenger RNA of Colletotrichum graminicola M1.001, 2739 nucleotides long. RefSeq lists its product as uncharacterized. The coding region runs from base 1 to 2739 and encodes 912 amino acids. Gene Ontology annotation, biological process: chromatin remodeling; regulation of DNA-templated transcription. NCBI's taxonomy places the organism in Eukaryota, Fungi, Ascomycota, Sordariomycetes, Glomerellales, Glomerellaceae. Gene Ontology annotation, cellular component: nucleus; chromatin. The transcript is spliced from 3 exons. The record is from RefSeq and is a predicted model, not a curated record.
AUGGCAGUCAUGGCGUCACCUCAGUCAGAACGUCCCACCUCUGAUCAGAAGCCCGCCGAGUCUACAUCAGCCAAGGAGGACAACAAGCCCGAGACAAACGGUCACGCUUCGCCUGCCGAAAAGACUGAUAAUAAGCCCGCGAAGUCGCCCACUGUGAAUGGCGACGGAAAGCAUGAUGAACCCAAGGCAUCGGAUGAUGCGGAUCUGAGUCCUUCAAAGGGCGACACGGAGACCGACGCGCCCGCCAAGGAUGCUGACAAAUCUUCGGAGAAGACUGAAUCGGCAAAGCCAGACGAGCAAACCAAGGAGCCAAACAAGUCCCAGAGCCCUGCUCCUGCGGAGCCAUCCAAGGACGUCGACAUGACCGAUGCGCCGGAGGAUAAGUCGGAAAAGAAGUCUGAUGAGAAGGCGGACGACAAGGCAGGCGAGAAAUCUAUUGAAGAUACAGCCGAGGCAUCCGAACCCAAGAGCGCCACCGAGUCCAAGGAUAUCGAGAUGACCCAAAAUGAAGAUAAAGUCAGCGGGACUAAGGAGGGAGAGUCAUCGCCUGCUACACAGGCAAAGGCUGCAAAAGAGGUAGAACUGCAACCAGCAAGCUUGUCGCAAUUGGCCAUUGACAGUGACAAGGACAAGCCUUCGGAGCCUGCUGAUACCGAUGUGCCCAUGGCGGAGGCUCCGUCAACGGCAAGCAAGGUUUCUCGCGAAAGAGAAGACGACGUUGAUGUUGAGCCUGCGCCCAAGCGCGCCAAGACGGACUCUAACGACGAAAUUUCAGCCGUCGAUACCAUCGAGUCUACGGUGGAGGUGAAGCCACAAGGCGCGCUGGACGAUCUCGCAAAGGGCGAGGCGGCUCUCGAAGAUCUUCCCCUCUGGAACGACCCUGAGCGCGACCCCAAGCCCCUCACGUCUCAUCAAACACGAGAGUUCCGCAAGGUGUUAGCCGGCGUGAAGAAGACGAAGCACGGCGCACACUUCAAGGAUGCCGUCGUCAAGAUGUGGCCUAGUCUCGCAGAGAGCUAUGUCAUGCGCGUUAAUAACCCCAUGGACAUCGGCGAGCUCGAGCGCAACCUUCGCGACAACAAGUACAGUACCUUGCGAGGGUUCAAGGAUGACCUGGGCAAGAUCUACAAGAACUCAGUCAUUUUCAACGGCAUCAACAACGAGAUCACAUCCGCUGCGCUCAACGUGGUUAAGCUCGCUUGGACACGCGUUUGUGUCAUUCCUUCCGCCGAGCCCGCCAAGUCCAAGCCAGUACCCAAGCCCUCGCGCCACCCCGAGUCACGACCAUCCGCCCCUCCGCCCCCGGUCCGCAGACAGCCUAGCAUCCCGGCUGCGAGCCCUCCUGCCAAAGCCGAAGCCGAGGCUUACGCCGUUCCUCCCGGAGGUGUGCCGCAGGUUCGCCGCGCCUCGACACAGAACGAUUUGGACCGGCCCAAGCGUGCCAUUCAGCCCACCAAAAACCGUGACCCAGACUACUCGGCCAAGAACUUCAACAAGAAGAAACUGCCGAUUGAACUUCAGUUUGCCUACGAGGUUUUGAACGAGUUGAUGGACGCCAAGAACGCCCACUGCAACUUCGCAUUCCUCGCCCCAGUCGAUCCAGUGGCGCUCGCAAUUCCAACUUAUUUCACCAUCAUCAAGCGACCCAUGGACCUGGGUACGAUUAUGACCAAAAUCAAGAGCUAUGAUUACCAGAGCAUCAAGGACUUCCAGACAGACAUUAAACUUGUUUUCAAAAACUGUUACAAGUUUAACCAGCCUGGUCAGCCGGUCUACGAGCAAGGGCAACAACUUGAGCUCAUUUUUAGAAACUUGUGGUCAAAGAAAGACCAGUGGAUCGCCAAGCACACUCCGGCAAAGCCGAUCUCUGACGGCUCGAGCCGUGAAAGCGAAGACGAAGCUGAGGAGGAAGAGGAGGAGGCGCCUGCCACCACAGUUGACGAUGCCACGAACAAGACGAUCCAGAUGCUCGAAAAACGACUGGAGGAGGAGACAAAAAACCUUGCUCAGCUUUACAAGACAGCGGACAUCGCCGGUGACACCAUGAUUGACCUCCAGCAAUCCCUGAUCAGCACUAUUCGGUCCCGUAUCUUGCAGGAGAAGCAGAACCUCGUGGCUCAAAAGCCAGCCAAGGCAGCGAAGGCCAAGCCGCCAAAGCCGACCAAGCAAAAGGCUAGCGGCGCUCCUAGCAAAAAGGCGGCUGCGGCCCCUGGGCCGAAGAAGGUUGGGGGCGGUGCGUCCAAGAAGCCGAAGCAGCGUAACAUGACACAGCCCGAAAAGGACGCCAUCGCCAAUGCUAUCAACGAUCUCGAGAGUCCUCAUAUCGAACGCGCUAUCGACAUCAUCAAGAAGGAUACUGGUCAAUCGGAAAACAGCAGCGGAGAACUCGAGCUCGAGAUCGACCAACUUACCAACGAGGCCCUCCACAAGCUUUGGGACCUUUGCAAGAAAGCUUUGCCUACCUUUGCUAACGGCCUUCCGAGUGCGCCUGCUCGCGAACCAUCUCCCGUGAACAGCGCUCCCGCCAAGUCGUCUGGCAAGCCCACCAAGCCCAAAAAGAACAAGCCCAUGAACGCUCAAGAACAAGAAGCUCGCAUCGCCGAGCUUGAGAGGCUUCGCAAUAUGUACGAUGGUAAUCCCAAGGGUGAUCAAGAGCGCCCUGGCAGCUCCGGUCGCACAAAUGAAGCCCCUGUUCAUGAUAAUGACAGCGAGUCCUCCGAUGACUCGGAAGAGGAGUAA